AUGUCACCUGACCCCAUCAGUCCAGUGCAGUCACCAGCAAUUGUCGAGGGCAUCUUGAGGUUGUGGGAAAUGGAUUGCGCGGACCAAAUUGUGCACCUGAACGAGCGCCUUACACACCUGGAGGCGAUAACUGCUCCUAGCCUCCUAUCUCUUACGAGUGAUGGAAGAGGCAAAUUAGAGGGUUCUCUUUUGCGCUCAUUACAAGGAAUACAAGAAAAGUUAUUGCAAAUUGCUCAAGAACGUCGCGGUAUCGGCGAUUUCUUUCAAAAAUACGCUCGUCUUGAAGCCUCUUUGUCGAAUGAUAGAGUUGAGCUUGAGACAGGGACGUUGGACACGGUAGCGAAACGGGAUAUUCUCCUAGCCUCCGAAGACGACCUGACCAACUACACACAUCUGCUCAAGGAAUUAAGUUCCCUGAAGAACGAACUUGACUCACCUAUUUUGCAAGGACUGGAAACUUUGAUUCCUCGACUUAAUGAAACGGAAGCACGGUAUAUAAAGCAGAGACAUCAAGAGGAAGGGCUGCGAAGAAGACUCUGCAACAUGCUGACUACCUACAAUCGCUUUGUAAACACCCUUUCAGAGAUAUUCAUUUGGCACGAGGAGACAUUGUCAAAUUUAGAACAACAAGUGGUCCAGUACGAGGUGAUGCUAGGGAAUGAGCGAGCACAUUGAGGACGCCGCAAAGCUGUGUAUAACCGCUAAAUAAGGGAAUCGCGAUUAUUGGUACAAUUAGACCCAACAGUGAUCGCAAAAUGAUUUCUCUUUAAGAGGGGUACAGAAUAUUUCAUAUUUUGGCCAAUUUCUCCUUUUUUACCAGAGGGUUCUCCUUCACGAGGGCCGCCUUUCCUGCACCCUUGUAGUCAUAUGUGCAUGCGUGUCGAUCUGAAUAGCGAUGGAUUGAACAAAAUGUCUAAAAGGGAAUAGUUGAUACUAUACCGUUGAAAAGAGGGCUUAGUGAAAUAAUAACUACUCACCUGGCU
This is a messenger RNA of Spizellomyces punctatus DAOM BR117, 983 nucleotides long. RefSeq lists its product as uncharacterized. Bases 1 to 675 code for a protein of 224 amino acids. NCBI's taxonomy places the organism in Eukaryota, Fungi, Chytridiomycota, Chytridiomycetes, Spizellomycetales, Spizellomycetaceae. Gene Ontology annotation, cellular component: dynactin complex. The record is from RefSeq and is a predicted model, not a curated record. The transcript is spliced from 4 exons. Gene Ontology annotation, biological process: cytoskeleton-dependent cytokinesis.